AUGUCAGCAAACGAAUUCUACUCCAGCGGUACACAAGGACAAUACAAUCAGCCAAACAACCAAGGAAGAUCUGGAGGCUCUUAUGACAACAACAACAACAACAACAAUAACAACGGAAAUGAGUACAGUGGCGAUAAUGCUAAUCCUAACGGAGAACGUGGUCUGUUCUCUACCCUUGUAGGCGGCGGUGCCGGUGCGUAUGCUGGGUCGAAGGUCUCAAGCAACCAUUCCAAGCUAAGUGGUGCACUGGGCGCACUAGGUGGUGCGUUCCUAGCGAACAAGAUAUCUGAUGAGCACAAGCAGCACAAUCAGCAGGAGCAAUAUGGCCAGCAAGGUAACUCUAAUUACGGCGGAUCCAAUCAUCACCAGCAACACAAUAACAAUGGCGGUUUUGGCGGUCGCGAAGAAGGUCAAGGUUUCAGAAGAGAAGGAGGCCAAGGCUUCGAGAGAGGUGACCAACAGCGUUACGGGGGUCCAGGUCCUCAAGGCCCACAAGGAUUCGGAGGCCCAGGUACACAGGAUUUCGGUGGCCCAGGUCCUCAAGGUUUCGGUGGUCCAGGUCCACAAAGUUUCGGCGGGCCAGGCGGCCAAGGCUUUGGUGGUCCAAACUCGCAAGAAUUUGGAGGCCAAAAUCACCAAGGAUUCAAUGGCGGCUCACGCUGGUGA
Saccharomyces eubayanus is the source of this 666-nucleotide messenger RNA. RefSeq lists its product as uncharacterized. Gene Ontology annotation, cellular component: outer membrane. Lineage: Eukaryota; Fungi; Ascomycota; Saccharomycetes; Saccharomycetales; Saccharomycetaceae. Bases 1 to 666 code for a protein of 221 amino acids. The transcript has a single exon. The record is from RefSeq and is a predicted model, not a curated record.